Zophobas morio is the source of this 657-nucleotide messenger RNA. RefSeq lists its product as uncharacterized. The transcript has 4 exons. The record is from RefSeq and is a predicted model, not a curated record. Bases 62 to 649 code for a protein of 195 amino acids. NCBI's taxonomy places the organism in Eukaryota, Metazoa, Arthropoda, Insecta, Coleoptera, Tenebrionidae.
GUAAACGCCGGUACUAAAUCUAGCGUUUGAAGCAAGUUCAUUUGUAAAUGUACAGUUCACAAUGAUACAGUUCAAGUUGUUUAUAUUGUUUCACUUAUUAUUGAUAUCCACAGCUGUGAAUCAGCACUCCAUUAAAAAAAGAUCUUUACUGUUUCCUCGUGCCACUGUUUUGCAAUUUACUUAUGGCAUAUCGGCACCUGCGAUCCUUCCCUCUAGAUCUAUUAAUUUAAGUUUAUGUGUACAAGCAAAUUACGACCUGCCCAACAACCUCACGAAUCUCAUUCAACCGAAAAUUGUUCAAGCAAAGGCCAACAACAACAAUUUUGAUUUGAGCAGAGAAGCGUUUUAUAAAUACAUAGUUGGCUUUCUGAACAGCUUUGGUUUAAACGGCGAACAAUGUCUCUACCGUUUAAUCUGUGAAAUAUCGGAACAUCCCAUGCAUUUGGAACACAGGGAAAAUCUUUUAGAGACGAUUGUUCAUUUCGUCUUUACGCCUUCUCUAGAACUGUCAUUUAACUCGUCUGAACUUUUCACCAGCAAAUUGCUUGAAGCUGAAAUCUUGGGUAGACAUAACGGAGAAUGCGGCAAAAAUUAUUCACGGUGUUUUAUAUCCCUCGCUGAUUUAUUCACUGCCAAAUAUAUUAUUUAACAAAUCCA